Messenger RNA from Bactrocera tryoni, 1463 nucleotides. RefSeq names its product cytochrome b561 domain-containing protein 2. The record is from RefSeq and is a predicted model, not a curated record. The transcript is spliced from 3 exons. Lineage: Eukaryota; Metazoa; Arthropoda; Insecta; Diptera; Tephritidae. Bases 561 to 1277 code for a protein of 238 amino acids. Gene Ontology annotation, molecular function: transmembrane monodehydroascorbate reductase activity.
UUAUUUACAAUACGGUUACUUUUUUGUCACAAUGUAUAGUGUAUACAGUCCCUGUCGUAUACCCGUAGUAUGUACAUAAUUGAGACAAAAUAAAAUGGAAAUUAAAAAUUUGUGCUACAGUUAAUUUACCGUUCCUUUCUUAUUUUCUAAAGUCAACAAAUUGGGUCAAUGCUCUCACUAGUUUAUUUUACACUAGUUCAAGCUCUCCCUACAGGGUAUGCAUGCAUUAUGCUCUGACGUGUGCUUUUUUAGUUUUAUUCGCACUGGCGCUCUUGAUAAUAUGUCCCACCUCUUGCGUGCUCCACCACUUCAUCCUACAUCCAAACAGCUGAGCAGCAGGCAAGCACAAGUGUAGAAUGAAUAUACUUAGACAUUUCGCACCGCGACACGUUAGUUACACUCAAAACACGGUUCACAUCAGAAUUAAACAUAGUAAAGUGCUGACGAAAAACAAAUAUUUGACACGACAAAUUCAUUUUUAUGAAAUAACUCUUAUACUUAAUUAAAAGUGCUUGCAUAAAGUGAAUUGUUUGCGCUUUUGUGGAUCAUAAAAGUCUAAAAUGACAGCAAAAACUGAUAAAGUGACUAAUUCAGCAGCGCCGGCGAGCUUAUCGUCGGGAAAAGCGUUCCACUCGAUUUGGCUGCAGUUGCAAAGUCUCCUCAACACCAUCAAUCACAUUUUGAUCGCACUAGUUGGCCUCUACUUCACCGUCUUGGGACGCAGUCUAAACUUCCAAGACACCGCAAUGCAUGCCUUCCUAACCGUCAUUGGGUACCAUGUCCUGAUGGCCGAAGCGCUCAUGUCACAUUAUCCAAUCAACUUCGUAACGAAUCGUUUCACUCACCGCACUAAAUCAAAAAUUCACGGUGUCAUACAAUUGGUGGGCGGUGCGAUGGCUUUGCUGGGCUCCAUUGGUAAAAUCUCGCAGAAGGAAGUGCACUUCACCACGUGGCAUGGCAAAAUAGGUCUUGCUGCCACAUUGCUCUGCUUCAUGAAUCUUAUUGGCGGCACCGUCACCUAUUUUCAACCAAAGUUCAUACAAAAAUCGCACCCACCGGCAGUGCUGAAAUUCAGACACAAUUUAUCUGGUAUGGUCGCCUUUACGCUGGGCAUGUUGGCCAUCUUCCUCGGCUACCGCACUAAGUUCACCUAUAAAUAUAUGGAUCCGGAAUUUAUUGUAGUCUUAAGUUUGGCCACGGUUUUGGUGUAUAUCUUCACAAUGAUUGCGCCGAUGCGUUCAUUUUUAGGUAAACUUAAAUAUCGGAAGCAACAAUAACAAGUAUUUACGUGCUUGUACUCAGUAUGUUUAACUCAUAGUUUAUUUGACGGUAAUUAGUAAAUUAAUUAAAAAAAGUAAGAAAGUUGUUCUUUAAUUUAUUUUAGUUUGUUAUUUAGCAUUGUCAACAACUAUAUAAUUAUGUUAAAGUUAUUGUUUAUUAAUAAACGCUUAUAUUUAAUGAUA